UGCAGUGAAGCGGUUUUCCGGUUUCGCGUAAGAGCUCUGUGUCGUGCGUGCGUGCAGACAAGUUAAAACUUGGAGACGUGACUCACGAGUGCGGUUCAUUUUUCUAAAUAGAGCCGUCACUCAUGUCGGCGGCAAUGCUUCGCAAGGUUCUUUCCAGACCUCUCGGAGGGUGCAACAGAUGGCAGGCUGUCCGGAGCAUCUUUGUUCAGCUUCCAGAAACGCACGAAAUGCUGCGCAAGACAUGCAGAGAGUUCGCCGAAAAAGAGCUCAAGCCCGUUGCCGGAGUCAUCGACAAAGAGCAUCGGUAUCCGCGCGAACAGGUCAAGAAAUUGGGUGAAAUGGGUCUUAUGGCCGUAGCCGUGCCAACUGAACUGGGUGGAGCAGGCCUGGACUACCUAGCCUACGCUAUUGGAAUGGAAGAGAUCAGCCGAGGCUGUGCCUCCACGGGGGUCGUUAUGAGCGUUAACAACUCUCUGUACUUAGGUGCCAUACUCAAAUACGGCUCUGAAGCACAGAAACAGAAAUUCAUUCCACCGUUCACCACAGGAGAGAAAGUUGGCUGCUUCGCCCUCUCUGAACCUGGCAAUGGCAGUGAUGCGGGAGCAGCUUCUACAACCGCGGUUCUGGAAGGGGACCAUUAUAGGCUGAACGGUACCAAGGCUUGGAUAACGAAUGCAUACGAGGGUGAAGCAGCUAUUGUGAUGGCCACCGUGGACAAGUCCAAAAAGCACAAAGGAAUCAAUGCUUUCAUUGUGCCAAUGCCGUCACCUGGUCUGAGCUUGGGCAAGAAGGAGGACAAGCUGGGAAUCAAGGGCUCGUCAACGGCCCAGCUCAUCUUCGAAGACUGCCUUGUGCCGAAGGAGAAUCGGCUAGGUGAAGAUGGAGCCGGCUUCAAGAUCGCCAUGAGUGUUCUAGACGCUGGUCGCAUCGGCAUUGCAGGCCAGGCACUCGGGAUUGGCCAAGCAGCCUUGGACUGUGCAAUAGAGUACUCUGGCAAGCGGGAAUCCUUCAACCAACCUCUCCACAAAUUCCAGGCCGUUCAGUUGAAACUGGCAGACAUGGAAGUGCGGUUACAAAGUGCCCGCCUGCUAAUGUGGAGGGCGGCUAUGUUGAAAGACGCUGGCCAUAAGUUCACAAAGGAGGCUGCCAUGGCAAAACUGGCUGCUUCGGAGGCAGCAACCUUCGUGGCACAUCAGGCAUUGCAAAUUUUAGGUGGCAUGGGCUACGUGACUGACAUGCCGGUUGAGCGGCAUUACCGUGACGCCCGUAUCACCGAGAUCUACGAGGGCACCAGCGAAGUUCAGCGUAUUGUGAUAGCUUCUAACAUGCUCAAGGAACACGGCAUUGUGUGAUUUGAAUUGCUUUUUAUAUUGGUCCACUUCCAAGCGGGUCAUAGCAGUGAUACUACGUAUUUUGCUGAUAGUGGAGAUUCAUGAUUGAUUUUAUUUGUUUAAAUGGCAAAAAGAGUAAUUCCGAAGGCCUAGGGGUGCGCGAACAGAGAAUGUUAGGUUUGAAGCAAAUAGUGAUUUUGGUCAAAUAAUUUCGAAUCAAAUUUGAAUGGUAUAAAUGAGGUAUCAUAAAAAAAAAUUGGCACAUAUGUCAUGACCUAUCAAACUUGCACAAUAUAUAUAAUUUUUUAAUUAAAACAAGGCCUGUGCCAGUGCCAUUUUUUCUAGUUCAAAGGAAGCAGAAAUAAAUUUGCAUAGCAGCAGGAUUUCAACCUCGGUAGAAGCUAGUGUUAACAUGUAAAAUAUGUUACAUUUCAAGGUUUACUAAGAGUACAUAUGCUGGUAUAAUGAACUUUUAAGCUUCAGUAAUGAUAAUCGAUGCAAAGGUAUUGCGUUCAUUUAACCUUAAAGUGGGGCUGUGCGGCAGAGCAGAUUUUCCCGGGAUAGGUGUUUUCAUGGCUCAGCACUCCUCACCGUAGCGAAACCACAUAUACAAGGGGUCACAUACACUUAUACAAUAAUUUAGAAUACUUCGAAAUUUCCAAUAAUUUAAAUUCGAAUAGAAACGAAUUCGGAUACUCUUCGAAUAUUCGAAGCAUUCGAGUAUUCGCACAAGUUUACUACAGCCACAUGUUUGAUGCUAAGCAGCAACUGUGCCCGCUAUGUCGACGAAGCUUUGUGAAAGCCCUUCGGUCACAGCAAGCCUUGGAGCACUGUCUGGUUACAAUGUGACUCUGCAUGUACAGUGGAUGCCAUGGAUGGAAGAAUGAGAAAAGGAAGUGUAGUCGUGACGAAAGACUCGGAUUCCUUGUGGAGAAGAAAAGCCGAGACCUUCUUGGGUGUAGGCAAAGAACUCAUAUUUUUUAAUAAAGUCAUUGUAUAGCAGAUA
Messenger RNA from Rhipicephalus microplus (southern cattle tick), 2337 nucleotides. RefSeq names its product Activator-recruited cofactor subunit 42 (gene Arc42). Gene Ontology annotation, cellular component: mitochondrion. NCBI's taxonomy places the organism in Eukaryota, Metazoa, Arthropoda, Arachnida, Ixodida, Ixodidae. The record is from RefSeq and is a predicted model, not a curated record. Gene Ontology annotation, molecular function: short-chain fatty acyl-CoA dehydrogenase activity; flavin adenine dinucleotide binding. Gene Ontology annotation, biological process: fatty acid beta-oxidation using acyl-CoA dehydrogenase; butyrate catabolic process.